Symbiodinium sp. CCMP2456 is the source of this 281-nucleotide messenger RNA. The record is from the annotation of a GenBank genome assembly. Lineage: Eukaryota; Dinophyceae; Suessiales; Symbiodiniaceae.
GGGCUGCGGCUGCUGUGGGGGCUGUGGAUGUGGCUGCGGUCCGUGUGGGGCUUGUGGAGCCUGUGGAGGACCCUGUGGUGGCUGCUGUUGUGGGGGUGGGCCGUGUGCUGGUUGCGGUGGCUGCGGCUGUGGCUGUGGCUGUGGCUGUGGCCCGUGUGGGGCCUGUGGAGGGUGUGGCAUGCAAAUGCAGAGCCCGAUGGGACAGUUCGGCCAAAUGGGCCAGCCCCAGAUGGGCCAGACAGGCCAGGCCCAAAUGGGCCAGAUGGGCCAGAUGGGCAUGA